Messenger RNA from Cydia splendana, 702 nucleotides. RefSeq names its product superoxide dismutase [Cu-Zn]-like (gene Time). The record is from RefSeq and is a predicted model, not a curated record. The transcript is spliced from 4 exons. Gene Ontology annotation, biological process: superoxide metabolic process. Gene Ontology annotation, molecular function: copper ion binding. Lineage: Eukaryota; Metazoa; Arthropoda; Insecta; Lepidoptera; Tortricidae. Bases 51 to 671 code for a protein of 206 amino acids.
UGAGUGAUUCUUCUAGCAUUUAAGUGUUUUAUUGUCUUCUAGAAGCAGCCAUGAAGCACAUCGUACUGUUGGCAGCCUUCGUCGCCAUGGCGGCGGCACACCACGGACACGUUCCCGAGCUUCGUGCCAUCGCCCGCGUGGGUGACCCCAACAACCCAGCCAGCAUCCAGGGCAACGUGACCUUCACCCAGCUUCAUGACGGCAAAGUCCGUAUUGAGGGAACCAUCCUUGGUCUGCCUCAUGGACAGUACGGGUUCCAUGUGCAUGAGAAGGGAGAUCUGACUGGAGGAUGCUUGAGCACUGGUGCACAUUUCAACCCGGAGCAUAAACAGCACGGGCACCCCAACGACGAAGAGCGCCACGUCGGCGACCUCGGCAACAUAGAGUUCGACGACACCCGCAUCGGCCGCAUCGACUUCACCGACUCCCUCAUCUCCCUGGUUGGCGAGCACGGCAUCCUCGGCCGCGCCGUGGUCUUGCACGAGAGAGCUGAUGACUUCGGACGCUCUGACCAUCCCGACUCGAGGAAGACUGGGAACGCUGGCGGUCGAGUCGCUUGCGGCGUCAUUGGCAUCCUGGAUCCCGUCGAUGGGUGGAGCAACACAGCCUCCUUAGCCACCAUCGCACCAUCAAUGUUCCUCCUCUCAUCUUUACUGGUCUUGCUGCGUUAAUGUGUACUUAUUCAUUUAGGGUCGGACCAUG